This is a messenger RNA of Rosa rugosa (rugosa rose), 5919 nucleotides long. RefSeq names its product probable disease resistance protein At4g27220. The record is from RefSeq and is a predicted model, not a curated record. Lineage: Eukaryota; Viridiplantae; Streptophyta; Magnoliopsida; Rosales; Rosaceae. The coding region runs from base 820 to 5466 and encodes 1548 amino acids. The transcript has 11 exons. Gene Ontology annotation, molecular function: ADP binding.
UCACCUCAGUGUUCGAGUCACUCAUUCACACCGAAAAAGCAAAAAAGGAAAUCACUCAGCGCCACUCAUUCCCAAAAGUAUCAGUGAUCCAAGCCAAGCCCCAGAGAAUUCCAAUCAUUACAUUACAAACUGAAAAAGAGUUUAGCUCAUUGUUCAAGUCUUCUAUUUCAGUAUUCCUCCCUGAAUUCCCUUUCACCUGGCAACAAGUGACGAGCAAAAGAUCAAGUUACAAAUGCAUUAGAUUUGCCUUUCAUGUUCUUGUUCGUGAUUGUGGCAAAGAAGUGAACAACUACAGACCUCACAUUUCAAUUGUUGAAUUUAUAAAUCAAAAAGCUGCAAACAGACGGAGUUUGUGAUGGCUUUGCCAAAAUGUUAAAAACAAAAGAGAGUUGAAAUAAACGUGGAAAGGUUGGUGCUGUACUGUUGGUACAUUUCAGACGCUCCCAUAAUUGAAUCAAAUCAUCAGACUGAAACGGUGUGGGACUAAGAAGCAAUAAUUGAAAAGACUCACUCACUGUUGGAAUCACUCAUUCCCACCCAAAAAGAAAAAAGCCAAGUUAGCCAAAGCCGCAGAGAGUUUCGCUCAUUACAAACUGGAAGAGAGUUUAGCUCACUUGGGAACAGUCUUCUGAUUUCCAGUACUCCUCCCCGAGUUCCGGCCAGAUCUGACAACAAGUGACCAGCAAAAGAUCAAAGCUUUGUUGUGUGGGUUGGGACUUGGGAAUUGCAGCUUGUUUCGUUGCAUCAACGAACUUUAGUUUUACUUUGAUUGCUCUACUUCUCCAACCAGAAAAGCAAAAAGCCUACUAAAUAAUAGGAAUGGAGUCAAUUCUUUCAAAAAUUGCCGAGUACACAAUUGAACCCAUUGGACGCCUACUCGGACGCCAAGUGGGUUAUGUAAUAUACUGCAGAACCAACCUUCAAAAGCUACAAGCUCAAGUGGAAGAAUUGAAAGCUGCCAGAGAAGCGAUAGAGAAUAAAGUUGCGGAAGCUGAAACAAAAGGGGAAAAGAUUCAACCUGAUGUCCAGUUGUGGCUGACAAAAGUGGGCGAGAUCACUACAAGGACAGACAAAUUGUUGAACGAGGAAAGCCAAACAAAGCUGAAAUGUCUCCAUGGCUUUUGUCCUGAUCUGACAGUCCGUCAUCAGCUUAGCAGGGAAUCAACAAAGUUGGCAGAGGAGGUUGUCAAACACCAUGAAAAAAGAGGAUUAAUUUCCGAAGUUUCAGGUGGUAUUCUUCGGAAGGAGGUGUGGGGUGUAACUACUGGAGAUUACCAGGCUUUUCAAUCAAGGAUGUCAAUUGUGAAGGAAAUCAUGGACGGUCUGAAAGACUCUGAUAUUCAGAGGAUGGGGGUGUGUGGAAUUGGUGGAGUGGGUAAAACCACACUGGUCAAAGAAGUUUACAAGCAAGCUUCAGAGGAUAAAAAGUUAUUUGAUAAUGUGGUAAUCCUAUUAGAUGUGAAGAAGGAGCCAAACCUUGAAGCAAUUCAAAAGAAAAUUGUUGAGCAGUUGAGCAUGAACAUUCUUCCAGAUGAAACUUUAGUCGGAAGAGCCAGUCGUCUCUGCGCCAGGAUACAGGGCAAAAAGGUUCUUGUGAUUCUGGAUGAUGUUCAAGAAAAAAUUGAUUUGGAGGUUGUGGGACUUCCUCGUCUACCAACUUGUAAAAUUUUGGUGACAUGCAGAACUCGGGAAGUUUUAUCUUUCGAUGAGAUGCGCGCUGAAAAAGUUUUUCAGCUUGACCUUUUAGUUAAAGAAGAGACGUGGAGUUUGUUUAUGAGGAUGGCAGGAGACGUUGUUGAACACAAUGGUCGUGUACGAGAUGUAGCAAUCCAAAUAGCCGAAAAAUGUGGAGGUUUGCCGUUAUUAGUCGUCACAGUUGCAAGUGCUCUAAAAGAGAAAAAGAAAUUACAAGCAUGGAAAGAUGCCUUAAGACGACUUAAAAGUUUUGACAAAGAAGAGUCGACAAAGAAGGCAUAUUUGGCUCUGGAGUGGAGUUACGAUCAACUGGAUGAUAAGGAGCUUAAACCGAUAUUCUUGCUCUGCGGAAUGAUAGUGGCGCAGAACCAUAUUUGUUUGCAAGACGUGCUGAAAUAUGGUAUGGGUUUAGACUUGUUUAAAAACAUCUCUACGGUGGAAGAAGCACAAGAUUCCAUGGAUACAUUGAUAGAAAAACUGAAAGAUUCUUGCUUGUUGCUAGACAGUGAUACUGAGGGAUAUGUCAGAAUGCAUGAUCUUGUAUGUGAUGUUGCUAAAUGGAUCGCACGCAGAGAUCAAUACAUAUUAUCAGUAGAAUAUGGAGGUGAGUUCAAGGAAUGGCCAGCAAAGGAUUUCUUGAAAAAGUGCACUAUAAUCUCUCUCCCAUGCAGCAAUAUUCCCACACUUUCUGAAAUACCUUUGGAAUGCCCAAAACUAGAAAUGUUUUUGUUGUACAGUAAAGAUGAUUCGGUGGUAAUCCCAUCGAACUUUUUUAGUGAGAUGCAGAAACUCAAGGUGCUGGAUUUAACCAACAUGUGUAUGCCAUCAUUGCCGUUAUCUCUUCAAUACUUGAAGACGCUUCAAACGUUGUGCUUAGAUCAAUGCACGCUGGGAGAUAUAACUCUACUCGGGCAGCUAAGUAGCUUAGAAAUUCUUAGCCUUUUAAAAUCCGAUGUCAAAGAAUUGCCUAGAGAAAUAGGGCAAUUGACUCGUCUUCGGUUGUUGGAUUUAUCUGAGUGUGCUCAACUUGAAGUGAUCUCACCUACUGUCAUAUCAAGCUUGAUGAGAUUGGAAGAUUUGAGAAUGAGAAAUAGCUUUAACAAAUGGGAGGUUGAAGGUGAAAAUAGUAAUGCAAGCUUGUCUGAGCUAAAGCACUUGUCUCAGAUAUCCGCGUUAGAAAUACAUAUUCCGAAUGCUGACAUUCUUCCAGCAAACUUGUUCUCCCACAAGUUAGAGAGAUGUAAUAUUUUUAUUGGAGAUGCAUGGGAUAUGAUGGCUGCAACGAGCCUUAACACACUGAAACUCAAGCUCACUAACAACAGUAUUUUGGGAUUGGAUGAAGGCCUAAAAUCGUUGCUGAAGAGAACUGAGGACUUGUCCAUAGAUGAGAGUGUUGUUAAUAUUGUCCAGCAAUUGCAUACCAAAGAUCUUGAGAAUGUGAAACAUCUCCGACUCCAAAACAUCUUUGCCUCUACAGAUAUCAUUAAUAGAAAGGUUGUAUUCCCCAACUUAGCAACCUUGUGGGUGCAUGGAUGUGAUAAUUUAAAAGUUUUGUUCUCAUUUUCCACGGCUAAAAGUCUUGAACAACUCACACAUCUAGAGAUAUCCGCAUGUAAACUCCUGCAAGAGAUUGUAUCAUCAACAAGAGAAGGCAGUGAAGACAAUAUGGAUGACAUGUUUUUUAAACUUAAAGUUUUGAAGCUUGAAGAACUUCCAAACCUCGCUAGAUUCAGCACAGAAAAUUAUAUUGAGUUUCCGUCGUUGGAAGAACUGGAGGUAAAGUGUUGUGAUAAUCUGGGGGUAAUCAUUGGUGAUAAAGUUUCUAUGAGUGGUAAAGACACUAAAAGCUGCAAAGAAAUUGAACAGAGGUUCUUGGAAGAGGAAGAGAACCUUGAAGUCAAGAGCGAGAUUGUUGUGAAAUACUUCCUCUUUCACGAAAAGGUUGUCUUCCCCAACUUAGCAACCUUGUCAGUGCAUGGAUGUGAUAAUUUAAAACUUUUGUUCUCAUCUUCCAUGGCUAAAAGUCUUGUACAACUCACACAUCUAGAGAUAUCCGCUUGUAAACUCCUGCAAGAGAUUGUAUCAUCAACAAGAGAAGGCGGUGAAGACAAUAUUGAUGACAUGUUUCCUAAACUUGAAGUUUUGAAGCUUAAAGCACUUCCAAACCUCGCUAGAUUCAGCACAGGAAAUUAUAUUGAGUUUCCGUCAUUGGAAGAAUUGGAGGUAAAUGGCUGUGAUAAUCUGGGGGCAAUCAUUGGUGAUAAAGUUUCUUUGAGUAGUGAGGACACUAGAAGAUGCAAAGAAGAUGAACAGAUGGUCUUGAAGGAGGAAGAGAACCUUGAAGUCAAGAGUGAGUCCGUUGUAAAAUACUCCCUCUUUAAUGAAAAGGUGGGAUUUCCUAUCUUGGAAAGAUUGAGCAUCAAAGGGAUAAGGGAGUUGAAGGCGAUAUGGCACGUCCAACUAUCUCAAAAUUCUUUUUGGAAACUCAAAAAAGUUGAGGUUCGGGAAUGUGACAAUCUAAUAAGUUUGUUUCCGCCUAGUGUCAUGAAAAGAUUAAAUGUGCUGGAAACCUUGAAGAUAUGGAAGUGCAAAUCACUAGAAGUGGUAUGUGAGGAAAUUGUUGUUACAGAAGAGGAACAAGAAGUUGUAGAAACAACACCUCCUCUAUUUGUAUUUCCAAAAAUAACAUCCGUGGAGUUGGGGAAUCUACCUCAACUUAGUUGCUUAAAUGCUUCACAGUGGCCAUCACUCAAACAAUUGAGGGCAGAGGGAUGUGAUGAAGUGGGAAUUUUUGCCACAGAAUUUUCUCACUUUGGAAAGAAAUAUGAGAUGGAACCUCUAAUGACGCCUCAAAAGCCUUUAUUUCUAACCGACAAGCAUUCAUUCCUCAACUUGGAAGACUUAACAUUGAAUGACAUGGAAAUUUGGAAUGGGCCACCCCCAGCGGAUCAGUUGGUGUUUGGCAAAUUAAAAUCAAUCAGCUUUUAUGGGAAUUGUGCACCUUUCUCCAAGCAAGCUUCGGUCCUUUUUCUCCAGAGAUUACAAAAUCUUGAAGAAAUUGAAAUGCGAUACAAUUCUUACGAAAGAAUUAGUGGUUGCACUACUAGGGAAGAAAUACAUGAUGAUGCAGUUGGGAGUGGGACCCUCCCUUAUGUAAGGAGUUUGACGCUGCGCGGUAUGGACCAAUUGAUGGAUCUAGAGAACGACAACUCCCAAUCACUACUUUUUCCAAAUUUGGAAACCCUUAUGCUGUGGUUUUGUUCCAGAUUAAAAAGUAUAGAGUCAUCCGCAAUAUCCUUCCGGAAUCUUACAACUUUGACCGUAUGGCGUUGUGAUGGAUUUGAAUAUAUAACAAGUUAUUCAGUGGCUAAAAGAUUAGUGCAACUCAAAACAUUGACGGUGGCCUUCUGUCAAAGUGUUGUAGUGAUAGUGGCAAGCAAUGUGGGAGACGAUGAUGCUGAUGAUGCCCCUGGAAAUGAGAUUGUUUUCAGCCACUUGCAAGAUUUGAGUCUAAUUAAUCUACCAAGGCUACAAGGCUUUUCCUCCGAAAAUUGCAGAGUCAAAUUCCCAUCCUCCGUGACCUUAUAUGUAUCUAUGUGCCCGAUCAAGUUGAAGAUUUCCCCUGAUGGGGUCCUCCUAAGAGUAAUAGAGGAUCAAUGUGAGCAAAAAGGAGAUGAUGACAUUGACAAUGAUGAUGAUGAUCAACAGAAAAAUGAUGUUGAAUCAGCUCGGAGAACUCCUAAAAUAUCAUCAGAAGAGCCUGCUCUCUAGAUGCUUCAACAGUACCCAUUUCAAAAUUGAUGCAGUCCUCGGCACCCUUGAUGUGCGUAGCUGCUGAUCUUAAUCUCGUUCAAGCUAUGCCGGUCCUGCUGAUCGGCACAUAUUGCUUGCGCAUAUGCAUAAAGUAGUUUGAUUUUUAAGUGAUUUGUAAAUAUAAGUCUGAUUUUCUCCCUCAUAGAGCAGUGUGAUGGUUAUCAGAGCUCUGCUCUUCCAGAGUGUGCCUCUGGUCCUGCCCAGCUUAGACAGUGAGACACUCGGUGAUUGAUCCUUGGGACUCCUCUCUUGUUCGGAUUGCGCUUUUUCUUUAUGUUUCUUUGCUUUGUGUGCGUGCUUGCACUGUUUUCACUGCUUCUAGUGUUGUAUUUGGUGCUUCAAUUCUUUGUAUUAUGUCUUACUGAUAGAUGAAGUAUUUUACACUAAAUAUUGAGUAGACUUUUCUCCUCU